AUGGCCUACAUCCACUUCGAUGAAGCCAAGCGGUCGGAAGUGUCUGGCAUUAAGGCGGACGUUACGUAUUUUUACGAGCCGGAUCAUGGGAGCUACUACUAUGGUGAGGGCCAUCCUAUGAAACCACAGCGGAUACGCAUGGCUCAUGACUUGGUCGUCGGCUACGGCCUCUAUAAGCAUAUGACGGUUUAUCGCCCACAUGUCGCCACCGAUGCUGAGUUGACCAACUUCCAUGGAGAGGAGUACAUAUCGUUCCUCAAGAUUGCGAACGCUGAUAAUGUUCGUGAUUAUACGUCGCAGUCCAAACGAUUUAGAGUGGGGGAUAUUAUCACUGAUUGCCCAGUUUUCGACGGCCUAUACGAUUUUCAGCGUACGCUGGCUGGGGGUAGCUUGGACGCAGCUCAUGAGCUAUGUUCUAGAAACGCUGAUAUAGCGAUCAAUUGGGCCGGAGGUCUACACCAUGCAAAGAGAAAUGAAGCAUCGGGCUUCUGUUAUGUCAACGAUAUCGUCCUUGCUAUACUGGAGCUCUUGAGGUUCCACCCGCGGGUCCUCUAUAUUGACAUUGACGUGCAUCAUGGCGACGGUGUUGAAGAGGCGUUUUACCAAACAUCGCGAGUGAUGACGGUGAGCUUCCACAAGUACGGCGACUUUUUUCCAGGGACGGGUGAUAUAAGUGAUAUUGGCACUGGCGAGGGAAGAUUUUACGCACUUAAUGUGCCCUUGGACGAGGGCAUCACUGAUGACCUUUUUUCGGACCUAUUCAAGACCAUUAUUACUCGUGUAGUCGAGAUAUAUCAGCCAGGAGCAAUAGUCCUACAGUGCGGUGCCGACUCUCUCGCACAUGAUCGGCUAGGCCGAUUUAACCUCACACUGCAAGGUCAUGCUAAUUGUGUUCGGCUGGUCAAGAGUUUCGGCAUACCACUGUUGUUGCUGGGUGGAGGCGGGUAUACUAUACGUAACGUAUCACGUUGCUGGGCCUACGAAACGGCUGUAGCGCUGAAUCGAGAUCAGGAUCUAUCUAAUCAACUACCAAUGAACGAUUUUUGGCACUAUUAUGCGCCAGACUAUAAACUGCAAAUACAACCUGUGGCCGCUCUGCACAAUCUGAACGCUCCCAGCGCUCUGGACAAGGUUAAGACGGAAUGUCUGAAGAACGUAGAGCUCUUGAAACACGCUCCAGGGGUAGAAUUCGCAUAUUUGCCUAGUGAUGUUAUCGAGACCGCGAAAAGGCGAGAAGAUUUCUACGAGGCGCAACUCGGGGAACUAAGGAACUGUAUUCGGGCGAGCGUUGAGUUCAACCUCUCGAGAGGGCAACGACAGGAGCGUCUCCAGAUAGUGUCUGAGGAGCAGGAGCUUCUGGACGAGGAUAAUGACAAUUAUACCGAACGAGCUGUACGUGCUGAUAUGUUGUUACACGCAUAUAGGAUGGGGUAUUCUAAGAAGCGACGUAGGAAUGAUGCUGAUGAAGAUGACGAAGAAGGAGGCUAUAGAGAUUAA
Molecule: messenger RNA, 1497 nt
Organism: Perkinsus marinus ATCC 50983
Lineage: Eukaryota; Perkinsozoa; Perkinsida; Perkinsidae
Product: histone deacetylase 3, putative
Exons: 16
Coding region: 1-1497 (498 amino acids)
Molecular function (GO): histone deacetylase activity
Source: RefSeq, a predicted model, not a curated record